AUGGAGUCCAACGAUGACAUUUGCAGUGGAGAAAGAAGAUGGCGUUGUUUUUGGCGACGGGCGGCCUGCCUCUUUGUCUUGUUGUGUUGUUUUCUAAACGGAACGGAGGCACAAAUCCGCUAUUCAAUCCCAGAGGAGAUGAAAAAAGGCUCACUUGUCGGAAAUGUGGCCCAGGAUCUCGGUUUGGAUCUAAAAAGACUCCGUUCUGGGCGUGCCCGCAUCGUGACGGGGGAGAACGUUCAGUACACGGAGCUGAGGACAGACAAAGGGCUUCUGGUCGUCCAUGAGAGGAUAGAUCGAGAGCUGCUUUGUGGAGACGUGACGCCGUGCAGCUUCACCUUUGAGAUUUUACUGGAAAACCCCAUGGAAUUACACCCUGUGACCAUCGAAGUCCGCAACGUGACCGUUCGCAUGAUAAUCCAGGACCAGAACGACAACGCCCCCCAGGUCUUGUACCCGGUCCAGACGGGCGGCUCGGUGCUGGCUGAAAUGGUGCCUCGUUCAGCAGAUGUGGGCUAUCUGGUGACUAAAGUGGUGGCUGUGGAUGUGGACUCUGGACAGAACGCCUGGCUCUCCUAUAAAGUGCACAAAGCCACAGACAGGGCGCUGUUUGAAGUGGGCCUACACAAUGGAGAAAUAAGAACUGUCCGCCAAGUCACUGAUAAAGAUGCCGUCAAACAAAGACUGAGUGUUCUAGUGGAGGACAACGGGCAGCCCUCUCGUUCAGCUACAGUCAUUGUUAACGUGGCGGUGGCGGACAGCUUCCCUGAAGUGCUGUCAGAGUUCACUGACUUUAGCAUGCACGACAAGGAGUACAAUGACAAGCUGACUUUUUACUUAGUCUUGGCUUUGGCUGUGGUCUCCUUCCUCUUCAUCACCUGCUUGCUGCUCAUCAUAUCAGUCAAAGUGUACAGGUGGAGACAGUCUCGCGUCCUCUACCACUCCAACCUCCCUGUCAUUCCAUAUUAUCCACCACGUUACUCAGACACUUUGGGGACAGGGACUCUCCAACACGUGUACAAUUACGAGGUGUGCAGGACCACCGACUCCAGAAAAAGUGACAUGAAGAAUAUGCAAGCCAUGAGUCAAAGUUUAGUGAGUGUGGAUGGAGCUGAAGCUGAUACACCACAUGUGACCAAGCAGAUGUCAGGAAACUUUUCACAGAUGUCAACUUUGAGCUUCACUGCUGAGGAAGACGACGGUCUGCUCGCCAUUUGA
Messenger RNA from Nerophis lumbriciformis (worm pipefish), 1218 nucleotides. Its product is annotated as protocadherin gamma-A12-like. Gene Ontology annotation, biological process: homophilic cell-cell adhesion. The record is from RefSeq and is a predicted model, not a curated record. NCBI's taxonomy places the organism in Eukaryota, Metazoa, Chordata, Actinopteri, Syngnathiformes, Syngnathidae. Gene Ontology annotation, molecular function: calcium ion binding. Gene Ontology annotation, cellular component: plasma membrane.